Messenger RNA from Prunus persica (peach), 891 nucleotides. RefSeq names its product probable F-box protein At1g53815. The record is from RefSeq and is a predicted model, not a curated record. Gene Ontology annotation, molecular function: protein binding. The transcript has 2 exons. The coding region runs from base 84 to 776 and encodes 230 amino acids. NCBI's taxonomy places the organism in Eukaryota, Viridiplantae, Streptophyta, Magnoliopsida, Rosales, Rosaceae.
UGGUUUCUUUUCUGCCUCUUAGCGUUACUAUAUUCUCUUGUUCCCUCGUCCUUGGGGUUGGCUUGGCGGUUGGAGGUCUUUCAAUGGCCAGAGAAAGUCGUCCAAGGAAAUUGGAGGAAGGUGAUGAUGAUGAUCGAAUUCGGGAGCUCCCAACCGAAAUCAUAUUCUCUCAUAUACUCCCACGGCUACCAGCAGAGGAUCUGAUGACGCGGUGCAGAUGCGUAUGCAAGUCUUGGUCCUCCCUCAUCCGCAGCCCUUUCUUUGUCGCCGCCUUCUCCAACUUUCGCAAGAACACCACUAACUUCAUUUUCAAAAACGGUAACCGCUUCUUCUCUUCAAAAAUAGAGGAGGAGCAACAAGGAGAGGGAGGAGGGAAUAAAUAUAAGGUUCCAAUUCCAACACCCCUCGCAGAAAUUUCAUACCGGAAUGGGUGCAUAGCUCUCGACCAUUACAACACUAAUGUUCAUAAACUGCAGAGCGUCCGUGGCUUGGUUUGUUCAUCCUUUAAGUGUGGCCCUGUUUUCAUACUUAACCCUACUACUCGAGAGUCCAUUCAACUUCCCCAUGUAAAUACCCGUGGAUUUGAUACAUAUCACUUUGGCUUCACUCCCCUUACCAACGAGUAUAAGGUUCUCCAGGUCAUCUCAUCCUGGGAACUUGGAAAAUGGAAUCAUUGGUUGAACGUAUACACCCUAGGCCUAGGUAGGGAUUCUUCGUGGAGGCCAUUGCAGGUAGACCCUGCAAUGGAGAUAUGGACCUUACACACAGGCACAUAAAGUACUGGAAGUGUGUGCGUCAAUGGGGCCAUACACUGGUUCAAUAAUAGGCGAAAAACCAUAGUUGUAUUUGACGUUAGAGAGGAGAGCUUCAGCUUGGUGCCACUACCAGAAG